AUGAAACAUUGGGAUUGUGGCAACAAAUCCAUAAAUAAUUCAUCCGAGUUCAAUUCAUCUGAAGAAUCCGAUUCGGAUAAUGGGCCACCAGAAAAGAAUAUUCUCAAUGUGAAUCUAGGCAAGAAAAAAAAAAGAUUGUGGAUUGCGCAGUUAAAAAAAUAUAUCCCUAUUGAGGCAUCAAUUGAUACAGGCGCCAAUGAAAGGUCAACAUGCAUAUUUGUUUUUAUUGAUAAAAGUACACCCGGGAAUUCAUAG
This is a messenger RNA of Acaulospora morrowiae, 255 nucleotides long. The record is from the annotation of a GenBank genome assembly. NCBI's taxonomy places the organism in Eukaryota, Fungi, Glomeromycota, Glomeromycetes, Diversisporales, Acaulosporaceae.